AUGGUCGCCCGCCUGACCAUGACUUUGAAAUACAUAAUAGUUUUGAUAGCUUUGAUCAGUGUAAAUGUCUCUUGCAAAUCAACAUACAAAAUAUGCGUGCCGGCACCAUAUUUGAAGGCCUGCGAGGCUAUGCUUGAAGUACCUACAAAGAGCAAGGCUGUUUUGGAAUGUAUUCCGGCGAGGGAUAGGAUGGAAUGUCUGUCAUUCGUGCAGCAAAGACAGGCGGACUUUGUUCCAGUGGACCCUGAGGAUAUGUAUGUAGCUUCCAAAAUACCUAACCAGGAUUUCGUAGUAUUCCAAGAGUACAGGACCGACGAUGAACCUGACGCGGAGUUCCGGUAUGGCGCCGUGAUUGUUGUUCACAAGGACUUAAACAUCAACAAUUUGGAUCAACUAAAAGGCUUAAAGUCUUGUCAUACUGGAGUUAACAGAAACGUGGGAUACAAGAUUCCAUUAACCAUGCUGAUGAAGCGUUCCGUGUUUCCCAAAAUGACGGAUCGUUCUAUCUCGCCAAAAGAAAACGAGCUCCGAGCUCUAUCUACUUUCUUCAAGAAAUCCUGCAUCGUUGGCAAAUGGUCACCGGACCCGAAAACUAAUUUUGCAUGGAAGGGUCAGUACAGCCAAUUAUGUGCUUUGUGCGAACAUCCCGAAAAAUGUGAUUAUCCUGAUAACUUCAGUGGUUACGACGGUGCCUUAAGAUGUUUAGCCCAUAAUGGAGGAGAGGUUGCCUUUACCAAAGUCAUCUACGUGCGAAAAUUCUUUGGGCUUCCUGUAGGAACGAUCCCAGCUAGCCAAUCUUCAGAGAACCCUGAUGAGUUUGCAUAUCUAUGUGUUGAUGGGUCAAAAGUAUCGGUUAGGGAGACGGCUUGCACGUGGGCCGCGAGACCUUGGCAGGGUUUGUUGGGUCAUAACGAUGUAUUGGCAAAAUUGUCUCCUUUGCGAGAGAAGAUCAAGCAAUUAGCAGAUGCUGGCGCAAGUAUCAAAGAAGAACCCGAGUGGUUCUCGAAAGUUCUAGGGCUUUCCAAUAUCAUACACCAUGUGGCCGAAAACAUUCCCAUCAAGCCGUUUGAUUAUCUGCAGAAAGCUAACUAUACCGAAGUUAUUGAAAGAGGACAUGGACCACCAGAACCUGUUGUGAGAAUGUGUGUAACAUCCAACGUGGCGCUCGCCAAGUGCCGCGCCAUGUCGGUGUUCGCGUUCAGCCGCGACAUUCGCCCGAAGCUCGACUGCGUGCAAGAGGCUAAUGAGGAAGCUUGCUUGAAGAGUGUCCAAGACAAUGGUUCGGAUUUAGCAGCGGUAGACGAUAUGAGAGUCGCAGCUGCCUCUAAGAAAUAUAAUCUGCACCCAGUGUUCCAUGAAGUGUAUGGGAAGGACAAAACCCCUAACUACGCAGUGGCUGUCAUCAAAAAGAACUCACCCUUUAAUAAUAUUGACGAUUUGAAAGGCAAAUUAUCGUGUCAUAAUUCUUUUGGAACCUACAGCGGUUUAGUAGCGCCGAUGUACUAUCUCAUAAACAAAAAUAAAAUAAGUUCAGGUCAAUGCAUCAAAAACUUAGGCGAUUUCUUCGGUGGUUCUUGCAUUCCAGGCGUGGACAAACCCGAGAAUAAUCCUAAUGGUUUAGAUGUAUCUAAAUUGAAGAAACAAUGUUCAGGAAAUAAUGCUCCAUGGAAAUGUCUAGAGGAAGAUCGAGGAGAUGUGGCGUUUGUGUCGAGUGCCGAUUUAGUAAACUUUGAUUCAUCAAAAUAUGAAUUACUAUGCUUGAAUCAAGAAAACGGUGGUCGGCAAAGUUUGGACAAGUUCGCUUCAUGUAACAUCGCCUUGGCACCAUCUAGGACUUGGCUUUCUGCCAAGGACUUCCUUUCUGAUGUUUCCAUAGCUCACACACCGUUGAGCUUGGCACAAUUACUUGACGAUAGAAAUGAUUUAUUUAAUAUUUAUGGUGAAUUCCUUAAAAAUAACAAUGUUAUUUUCAAUAAUGCUGCGACCGGAUUAGCCACUACUGAAAAAUUAGAUUUUGAGAAAUUCAAAACAAUUCAUGAUGUUAUCAACACAUGUGGAGUUGCC
Messenger RNA from Brenthis ino (lesser marbled fritillary), 2064 nucleotides. NCBI's taxonomy places the organism in Eukaryota, Metazoa, Arthropoda, Insecta, Lepidoptera, Nymphalidae. The record is from the annotation of a GenBank genome assembly.